This is a messenger RNA of Onthophagus taurus, 5034 nucleotides long. The record is from RefSeq and is a predicted model, not a curated record. NCBI's taxonomy places the organism in Eukaryota, Metazoa, Arthropoda, Insecta, Coleoptera, Scarabaeidae.
UUGUAAGACAACAAUGUCGGCAGAAGAAAAUGGUGACGAUGUAUCAAGCAACAAUUUGCUAGUAGCAUUGCAGUUGCAAAAAAGGCCGGAAAUUCUAUGGAAAACACAAAUUCCGCAGAAAAAAACAUUGAAAGAUGAAGCCUUGAGGCAAUCAGUUCUUGAGCUAGAACGUCAAUUGGGAAAACCAUUAACCUCUUCUCAAUUGAUGAAAAAAGUAAACAAUAUGAAAACGAGGCUAAAAAGCAAAGUGGACAAAAACAAAACCGGGAAUAAAAAAAUCGUUUUAUGCCAGUGGGAAAAAAUUUUGCACGAAUUAAUGGAUGGAGAGGAUAAUCCGACUAUAAGCAAAAUUCCUGGAGCAAAAAGUAUUGGACCUCCUACCACCAAAAUAAACAAAAACAACGAAGAUUUAUCAUCUUCUAUAUUGCUUGAGUCUGAGCAGACGGAUGAAUUUAGGCCCCAAAUAGCUUCCCUUGUGCCACCUCGACCUACAAAACAUCAAACGAAGAAGAAUUUAGAAACAUAUGAAACAGAAGAAACUUCCAAACUCACUACUCAGGAAUUGCAACGAUUGGUACUUAUCGAACAAUUGGAGACCACUCGUGUUCAAAGGCAGUAUUAUCGAGAAAUGAUGCAAAAAUCCAAUACCGGUCGCUCUUAUUAUGAGCCUGAUGGAAACGAAAACGAUAAUGAUGUACCUAGGUACGCAGUGCUUUAAAGAAAUAAUAAAUUUGGUUUAGAUAGAUACUUUGGUACUAACAAUAUGAUAUGAUUCCAUGCAAAGAUUACAUUUACAAAACAUGUUUUUUGUUAAGGGAUAUUUGUUAUUUUUAUAAAAUGAUUUUUCUUAAGGGCUAUUGUAGGAAAAAGACUUGCCAUACAAGAAUUUUAUCUUUAUUUCAUAUAACACGUUUUUUUUCUGAGUUAUUGUAGGAAUUAAAAAAAACAUUUCAUACUAAGAAUUUUCUCUUUAUUUAACAUAAAUAAAACAUUACAUUCUUAAGGGUUAUAAUUUGUACCAGAAGCAUUUUAUUUUUGUUAUUGUUGUACGGCGCAUAAAAAUAUUUUUUUGUAUAUUUAAAUUUGUAAAGCAUAAGUAUUUAAUAAAAAUAUCAAUAUAUAUGUUUUUUAUUUUAAUUAUUUCAAACUCUUAUAAUACACAAACUUCUACCUCAAAUUCUGUGUAAAGAUAACAUCAGCUAUUUCAAGUCUUCGCUCUCUUGCACGCUGAAGAAGACGAUCUUCUUCUAAUUCAUAUUCUUCGCCGUUAUUGAGAUUUUCUUCAUCAUCAUCAUCUGGAAAAUCUGCAUCUCCUAAAUAUUUGGCAAUGUUGUGUAGUACAAUGCAACAAACAAUAACGGAAGGGACUCUUUCCAAUUUAACACGGCACAUAUAUUUUAGAAUUGGAAAUCUUCGCUUAAGUUGGCCGAAACAUCUUUCGAUAAUCACCCUUUCUUUCUUAAACAAUCUGUUGUAAGUUCUUUCAGAUUCGUUAUUUGGGUUCCGAAAUGGUGUCAUUAGCCACGGUUCCAAACCAUAACCGUCAUCUCCUAAUAAUAUUGCACCAGGGAAUUGUUGCAUAAUCAAACGUGUUUCAGAAUUUCUCCAAAUUCUAGCGUCAUGCACAGAACCCGGCCAACUUGCAUCAACACUAGUAAAGAUUUCUUUGGAGUUGCACGUUGCUUGCACAUUUAAAGUCGCCAACCCCUUUCUGUUGAUGUAUUCAUCACCGUGAUGGAUAGGUUUCAAUAUUUGAACGUGUGUGCAAUCAAUUACGCCUAUCGCACAUGGAAAUUGAAAUGUCUCCUGCCACCUCUCCUGUGCUUCGUUUACUUGGUUCAACGUUGACGGAAAUUUGAUCCAUAAAGGAGCUUUUUCGAGUAUUUUGUUAAUCACGAACGUAAUUGUUUUUGAUACUGUCGACUGAUGAAUUCCCAAUUCUUCAGCAACACCAGUUUGGAAACCAGGAUUGGCCAUAUACCGUAAAAAUAUCUUAAUUUUAAGGUCCGACGAAAGAGCACCUCCUCUUCUUUCGUUGUUCUUGCCCAUAAAGUGUGUUGCAAUGUAAUGCAAAUUUUCUUCCUCAAACCGGUAAAGUGAUUUAAAAUCUCGGUUAUCAGCUCCUCUUCGUACUUUGUAAUGUUUUUCUGCCCGUAAAUUAAUAAACUCUGCCAUUAUUACCGACCACUGAAAGGGUGCAUCUAGUACUGAACUAGAUGCACAUUUUAUCGAGCAUAUGCUCAAAAUGUGAAGCAAAACCUCCGUUUUAUUCAUAUCUGUUCAUAUGUUUGCUUAAAAUGGUUGCGCCAUUCUGCGUUGCUGUGUAUGGCCCUGCGCAGUUUCGCGUGGUGUUUUUAGGCGCAGCACGCGUAGCGGCGCGUUUGGUCUGGAUCCGGCUUUACAAAGGCAAUAAUUUAACAAUUUUUUAUUUGGGUUUAUUUUAAAGUAAUAAAAAAGUUAAUUUUUUAUAAAUUAUUCUUAUUAAACCCCUCUAUUUGUUGGUAACUGUAUUUAUUUGAGGUUGGUAACUUUUUUUUUUAUUUAGGUUGGCAGCAUGUUGUACGGUUGACAGAGACAGAGAGCAUGUAGUUGAGAGUUAACACAAUAAAGGUGCCUUUAGUGCGAAGGAGAUUUGGAGAAACGGAGAUUCGUCUGAUUGGCUGAUGACGAUCACGUGACGCCAGUACAGCCAAUCAGACGAAUCUCCAAAUCUCCUUCGCGCUAAAAUCAUUAAAAUAUACAAGUAAAGACAAAUUCAAAUACAUAAAUCUAUGGUUCUUCGAGCCGAAUAUUUACGAUAACAUUCGUGAAGAAAAUUCAAUCAACAAGUCUUAGUGUAAAUUUGACAUCAAUCGAAAAGCCGUUCAGGUGGAGUGACGUCAUCGGAGUCCUAUACGCCCAGGCGUCGAAAGAUCAAUGGCAUAAAUCACGGUUCUUGUAAGAAAACGUAGCACUUUAAAAUCUAAGCUGACUUUUGUUUCAAAUUUUCUUAAUUCAACUAGUCAAACGUUAGAAAAUUUCCCUCAGUGAGGAAAUCGAAACAUGUCUAUGUGAACUUAAAGUAAGAACAGAGAAAAUUGAGUAGUUACUAUUCCUAGUAUUCACACAAACGACAUUUAGUCAGUACAAUCGUCACAAGCUACACCAUUACUCGGACCUUCUCGGAACAAUAACAUAAAGCUUCCAGAAAUUCGAUUACCUACGUUUGAACAACGUAAAAAUGGCUAGAAUUUAAGGAUACAUUUGAGUGUUUGAUACAUCAAAAUAACACAAUUGGUCAAAUUCAGAAGUUCCAUUAUUUACGAGCUUCAAUUGUAGGUAGCGCAUUACAGGUAAUUCAAGCACUUGAAUUUUCUGCUGAUAAUUACAUAUUGGCAUGGGAUUUGAUCUGCCAGAGAUUUGAUAAUAAAUCUCUGCUAAUUAACAACCAUAUAGGGGCUCUAUUCGAUCAAUCAACAAUAAAUAAUGAAUCUCAUAUUGAAUUACGUCAGUUAAUAGAUAAUGUCACUAAACAUUUAAGGUCAUCAUCAAAUCUUAAGCAACCAGUUGCGCAUUGGAACACGCUCAUAAUCUAUAUCGUUGUCAACAAUCUUGAUCAGGUAACCAGACGUGAAUGGGAAGAAAUUAAAAAAACGAAUAUUUUACAAACUUUGGACGAUCUCAUGAACUUUUUAAGAAGUAGAGCAUUAUCUAUUAGAAACCUUGUCAGCAAAAAACGCAACAUGAAAACCAAAGUCAAAUCAAGUAAAAUCCAAAGAGCAUACAUUCAACACAGUAAACAUUCAUUGCAUCUUAUGUAAGGGUCAACAUCACAUAUACAAUUGCAAGGAAUUUCUUCAGUUAACACCUCGAGAAAGAUCCGAAGCAGCACGAAAGCACAAGUUGUGUUUUUUAAAAAUAGCACACAUUUCGAAAGAUUGCAGGAGUGGGAAUCGUAAAAAAUGUAAUUCAAAACAUAACACUUUAUUACACUAUGAAACAAGUUGUCAAUCUGGAGAUGUGGUUUGUUCAGCGUUUGAAACCAAAUCAUCUUAGGUAUUAAUUGCAACAGCAAUAAUUCAAAUUCCUAAUCAAACAGGGGUACCUUUUUCAUGCAAGCAAUUCUAGACUCGGCGUCACAAUCAAAUUUUGUUACAACAAGAUUAUUCAAAAAAUUGCAGUUACGAGGAUUUAAUAUAAAUAAUGUAACGAAGUUACAUUAUUUCUAUUUUUCAAAAACCGAAUAACCCGAAAUAUUACCGAAAAUUAAACAUAUCCGAGUAUGCUUCCCACACUACCUCGAUACGGUACAGUUUCCAUCCGAUUUGCAGAAAUUCCGAAAGAGAUAUCUUAUUACCUUAUCACUGCCCGUUUAUGCAACCCAUUUUACAUUUUAUUAAUUUUGAUUAUUUUCUUAAUUAAACUUUAAUUUUCUCCGUUUCACAUUUCGAAAGCGCUAUUUUAAAUUCCAACAACGUUCCCUGACCGAAUCAUCAAUAAAUGAAAGUGAUUAAUAAAAUUGCUGAAUCACGAAACCAUGUGCUUUCCGAAAAAUUAUUAUCAAAUAAUUAAAUAAUUCCGAAAUUAACAAAUUUCCAAACAAGAUACGACAAGCCACAUGUUUCUAUCCGUCCAGCCGACCGUUCCGAGGAAGUUUCAGCAGCCAGCGAGCUACCGUUCAGCUACCGUACGGCAUCUAUUUUUUAUGAUGCGGAAUUAGAAAUCGUAGAACGAUCAAACCGAUUUCUAACAAUUACAAAUAUCAUGAAAUAACCGUUGAACAAUUUUAAAUACGAUCCGCUUAUUAUUAACAUGAUUAUUAACCGAAAACCAUCCCGCAUCAUAAAUAAUUAAUUACUCCAUUCCUGAUGGUCAUCCGUUGAAAAUAUUGCCCAUGUAGGAUUGCCCCGAACAUCACCCAACUGCUGGAAUUGUUUUGUGUUAAAGUGCGCGUAAAUUAAUACCGAUUAAUUGGUUUUAACGUGAAACACGUGGUCGGGAAAACGUUUGUGAAUAUAAGUGCCGUAAACAGUGGCCGAUUUUGUUAAAAAUAUU